AGACGUAUUUUCACCGUUGAAUAGUAAACAAUCGCGACUUACGUUUUUCUGUGCAAAUUUAUAUUUUUAUAACAAUGAAAGAAAUUGAAAGUGAUUGAUAUUUAAAAUCAAUGAUCUUGAAAUAUUCAAAGCAGACUUAUUUCAUCUAAUUUGUCUUCUAAAAUCUUCUAUUUGAAUAGUUAAGAAAGUUUAUCAACUCAAACCUACAUUGUCAUACUUUCAAACUCUAUGAAAUCUUAUCAAAGAAUAAUGAUUAAAAUAUCAGAAUCGAAAUCUGAGUCUUCAAUUAUAAAUCAAUUUUGUAAGACUUUACAUCAUUCAACUCAACGGAGAUUGUCAAGCACAGUUAGUUUACUUCACAAAAUACCAACUGACUGUGAAUUGCCAUUUCUUAAUUUCUCUGACGAAUACGAUAUUGACAAAACAAUCGCUGAAGGAAAUUUUGCAAAAAUAUUUCUCACAAAUCACAAGCCAACAAAGUCAUGCGUUGUACUCAAAGCUGUUCACAUGGAAUUAACCAGUGUCAAGGAAUUUAUAAAGGAAUAUCAUUAUAACUAUCAGUUAAGUCACCAUCCACAUAUUUUAAGUUGCUAUCAGGUGAAAUUCCGAACAAAUGAUUAUUACGUAUUUGCGAUGGAAUAUGCUCCAUAUGGUGACCUUUCAUGUCAUGUUAGUGCAACUGGAAUUCCUGAAUCUUGUUGUAAAAAGAUAUCAGAUCAAAUAAGUUCCGCAUUGGGUUUCAUGCAUUUGAAAUCUUUGGUUCAUCGAGAUUUAAAAUUGGAAAAUAUUUUAGUAUUUGCUUUGGAUUUUUCCAGAGUAAAAUUGUGUGAUUUUGGUGCGACGACACGUCAAGGCGUUCUCGUUCACAGAAAUAACAACACGUGGAUAUCAUUUCUUCCGCCUGAAGUAUUGGAAGUCUUGAGAAAUGAACGAUACGUCGUGAAAUCGUCGUGUGAUGUUUGGCAGUUUGGAAUAAUAAUUUACAUUUGUCUCACUGGUUCAUCGCCUUGGCAAUCAGCAAAUUGGGUUAAGGAUACAAAAUAUUGUGCUUUUAUGAAAUAUCAGCAAAGAGAAACAACAAAAAUUCCAGAAAGUUUCAAGAAAUUUACUCCCAGACUAUUACGAGCAUUCAGAAGAAUAUUUGAUCAUAAUGAGGAAGAUCGAGCAAAAGUCACUGACAUCAUGAAAUAUAUUAAAGAUAAAUGGCUAAACACGAAGCUUUCUCAAUCGCGAUCAACAUCAAAUGUAGUUAACACAUCUUUUAGAGUAGUUAGACGAACCUCAGAUCAUGAUUCAAUUAGAUAUAUCAACCAUAAAGAAAGUAGACAAACAGUCGAUGAAAAGGGGAGAUUAAAAAGACUUAUGAGUACAUUUGGAAUUCAACAAGAUAAAAGUAGUAGCACAAAUCAAGAUGCAUCGGAAAUCAGAGUCAUACAAUGGUUACAAGAUAAUGAAUUAAACUUUAAAAGGUAUGACCAUCUUGAUGACGACGACCUUGACCUGAAAUAUUGGGAGAAAGAAGAAACACUUCCGACGACUUCGAGCAAGUACUACUAAACAUUGUUUAUUUGUAUUAAAUACCAUCGAUUGCAUCAUUACUGCAAUUACAUUCACAAUAUUAAGUCACUUAAAUAGUUUAAUCUCAAAGUAAUACGAAUUUCGUGAUUUAAGAAGUACUUUUAAAAAAUAUGGCAAGUUGAAAUGAAAUGUAAUUAACAAUUAUUUAAAUCUAUUUAUUUAUGUGGUUCAAAACUUAUAACUUGACAUGUUGAAUCUUUUUAUUGGCAACCAAUGUAUUGUUAGAAUUAUUCUUAACAAGUUCUAAAAACUGGAAUGGAACGUGAUGCAUUACGCCUGUGAAUAAACAAAAGAGAAGAAAUGAAUUAAUUAAAGAAAAAUGUUUAAAUUGUUAAUUUUGUUUCUUUACCAUUGCACUCAACUAAUAAAUGUCCCCGACGUUGAGAAGCUCCUACAACUGUUACAGCCUCACCUUUUCGUAA
Molecule: messenger RNA, 2000 nt
Organism: Clunio marinus
Lineage: Eukaryota; Metazoa; Arthropoda; Insecta; Diptera; Chironomidae
Source: the annotation of a GenBank genome assembly